Messenger RNA from Malus domestica (apple), 1291 nucleotides. Its product is annotated as DNA replication complex GINS protein PSF2-like. Gene Ontology annotation, biological process: double-strand break repair via break-induced replication; DNA replication. Gene Ontology annotation, cellular component: GINS complex; nucleus. Lineage: Eukaryota; Viridiplantae; Streptophyta; Magnoliopsida; Rosales; Rosaceae. The record is from RefSeq and is a predicted model, not a curated record.
GCGCAGCGCCAAUUAUGUUACACGCGUCCACGCCAUUCCAUUCCGCAUCCCCAAAUAUUUGACCCCAAUUGACUUAACUCGAGUUCAAAUUGCAACGCUAUCACUAUCAAUUCUUCACCGGUGUCGAUACUUCAAGGGAUGGCCGGCCAAACCGAUCCCAGCCUGUCUGUCUUUUCCGGCGAAGAGGUCGAGUUUAUGGCCGAAGAUGAAAUGGUGGAGAUUGUCCCCAAUAUGCGAAUGGACCCUCUCAACAUGCUUUGUGGAGAUUUCGGUCCAUUCCACCCACAAAUGAAAACCCAAGUACCGUUGUGGCUGGCAAUUGCUAUGAAGAAGAGAGGGAAAUGUACAAUUCAGCCCCCAGAGUGGAUGUCUAUCGAAAACUUGACUCGGAUUUUGGAAGCAGAGCGUGAUUCGCAGGCAGCAUUUCAAGUUCUACCUUUCCAUUAUGUUGAAAUCUCUAGCCUUCUUUUUGAAUAUGCACCUGGUGACAUUCCUGACAUGUAUAUGGUGAGGUCUCUUAUUAACGACAUAAAGGAUGUAAGGUUUCAUAAGGUUGAGAGUAGCUUAGAAUCAUUCGAGGAAGCUCACUCUUCUGCAGUGAUGGUGAAGGAUCUAUCUGCCAUGGAAGUGAAUUUAGUUCGCCCAUUUGUUGGAAGAGCCUUACAGGCAUUUUAUAAGCAUGGCAGUCCAGAGCUGGUUCCAAAUCCAGAUGGAAUGUCCACCAGACGGCCACAAGCGACUGACAAUAUACCAAGACGCCCUCUGCGGAGACGGUAAAAGCUUUUGUAGAGGCAACACGUACCUUUCAAUUCAGCAAACCACUAAUUUCAGUAUGCUCGCAAGGAAAGUACUUCUUUCACCGAAAGCCAUUUUUAGUAAUAACCCUGUGACUACAGAAAGAUUGUACACAUAGGUGCAUGUUUCCCGGUCUUCUUUUGCCUAGUUCAUCCUGGCACCUAGGAUCUAGCUUUUUGGAUCGCUUUGCUUAUGUAAUAUUGGCCUGUGAUUGGUUGAUUGCUUGGUGUUCGAUCCAUAGACCACUAAUCUCUUUAGGGCCUUCCUCCUUUUCUAGUUCAUUGGUGUUUGAUAACCAAACAGCACUUUGGAAGCUUUUAACCAGUCUCCCAAUCAAAUUUUUAACAUUGCAAAAACGAUAACUGAGUGAUUGUAACUCAUGAUGCAAGCUUAUUUUGUUGAAAUUAUAGUUCUCUCUCUCUCUCUCUCAUGGUACUCAUGUAUUCAGAAACAUAUAAGAACAGAUAUUAGCUUGAUGCAUAAACUAUUGGAUCAA